AUGCUGAAGGCGGUGAUUUUAAUCGGAGGACCACAGAAAGGCACCCGGUUCCGUCCGCUGUCGUUCGAGGUCCCCAAGCCCCUGUUCCCCGUGGCAGGAGUCCCCAUGCUGCAGCACCACAUAGAGGCCUGCGCCAAGGUUCCUGGCAUGAAGGAGAUCCUCCUGCUGGGCUUCUACCAGCCCAACGAGGAACUCAACCGCUUCCUCAUGGACGCCCAGCAGGAGUUUAAAGUCUCCAUCAGGUAUCUGCAGGAGUUUGCGGCUCUGGGCACGGCGGGGGGCAUCUACCACUUCCGGGACCAGAUCCUGUCGGGCGGCCCCUCCGCUUUCUUCCUCAUGAACGCGGACGUUUGCUCCGCCUUCCCCCUGCUGGAGAUGCUGCGCUUCCAUGGCAACAGCGGCGAUGCCCACUGCGGAGUCCUCCUGGGUACCACGGCCAACAGGACGCAGUCUCUGAACUACGGCUGCAUUGUGGAGAACCAGGAGACCAAUGAGGUGCUGCACUUCGUGGAGAAGCCCAGUACGUUCGUCAGUGACGUCAUCAACUGUGGAAUCUACCUGUUCACACCAGAGAUCUUCACACACAUCGCAGCCGUCUUCCAACACAACCAGAACGACAGACUCCAAGAGCACUCUCCCCCUGGUCGCCAGAGACCAGAGGUGAUCCACCUGGAGCAGGAUGUCUUCAGCCAGCUGGCCGGCCAGCAGAGACUUCGCGUCUUCAAGACACAACACUUCUGGAGCCAAAUCAAGUCCGCAGGGUCUGCUAUAUAUGCCAGCCGUCUCUACCUGGAUCAGUACAAACACACACACCCAGAACGCCUCGCCACCACUCAGGAGGGAGGGCCUAAGAUCAUUGGGAACGUGUACAUUCACCCAACAGCCACCAUCGAGCCCACAGCUGUGCUGGGUCCCAAUGUGUCGAUAGGUAAAGGUGUGUGUAUUGGAGCCGGAGUGCGUGUCAGAGAGUCCAUCGUCCUACACGGCGCCACGUUACAGGACCAUAGCUGUGUGCUGAACAGCAUUGUGGGAUGGGACAGCACGGUGGGCAAGUGGGCGCGUGUGGAGGGCACCCCUAGCGACCCCAACCCGAACGACCCCUAUGCCAAGAUCGACAGCGAGACGCUCUUCAGAGACGGAGGACUCACGCCAUCCAUCACCAUACUAGGGUGCAAUGUGAACAUCCCUUCUGAAGUCAUCAUCCGGAACUCCAUCGUGCUGCCCCACAAAGACCUGAACCGCAGCUUCAAGAACCAGAUCAUCCUCUAGACCACACACACACA
Messenger RNA from Engraulis encrasicolus (European anchovy), 1283 nucleotides. Its product is annotated as mannose-1-phosphate guanyltransferase alpha-B. Gene Ontology annotation, cellular component: cytoplasm. Gene Ontology annotation, biological process: biosynthetic process. The transcript is spliced from 12 exons. Lineage: Eukaryota; Metazoa; Chordata; Actinopteri; Clupeiformes; Engraulidae. The record is from RefSeq and is a predicted model, not a curated record. The coding region runs from base 1 to 1269 and encodes 422 amino acids. Gene Ontology annotation, molecular function: transferase activity.